This is a messenger RNA of Monopterus albus (swamp eel), 687 nucleotides long. Its product is annotated as tetraspanin-7-like. The transcript has 7 exons. The record is from RefSeq and is a predicted model, not a curated record. The annotation marks the transcript as partial. Lineage: Eukaryota; Metazoa; Chordata; Actinopteri; Synbranchiformes; Synbranchidae. Gene Ontology annotation, cellular component: plasma membrane.
AGCGACUGGUCCUGGUAUCACUGGCUGGACCACCAGGCCUGGUGCUGCUGCAGUUGUGCCCACACCCCCAGGUGACAGGUGUGGUCCUGUUGUGCGUGGGCUUAUGGUGGAAGUUCAUGUUGGGCCCCUACAUGCUGCUGAUCUCCAGCAGCCCCUCCAACGCUCCGUACGUCCUCACCGGAACCGGGGCUGCCAUUGUCCUGUUUGGGCUGUUUGGCUGCUUCGCCACCUGCAGGGGGCGCCCCUGGAUGUUAAACCUGUAUGCUCUCUUUCUGUCUCUGGUCUUCAUCACUGAGCUUGUUGCCGGAAUUUCUGGAUUCAUCUUUCGCCACGAGAUUAAAGGGACAUUUCUGACGACGUACAGCGACGCAGUGAUGAAGUAUGAUGGUCGAGACGACAGAAGUCUGGCUGUAGACAAUGUCCAGCGCAGAAUCCCCGCCAGCUGUUGUGUUAGUUUGUCCGACUGCAGUGAAGCUGACCUGAAGAACAUAACUCUGGCUGGACAUAAAGCCUACAGACAGGGUUGUUAUGAAAUGGUGACGACCUUCUUAGAGAGCAACAUGGGCGUCAUUGCUGGCGUUACCUUCAGCAUUGCCUUCUCUCAGCUGACCGGGAUGUCUUUGGCCUGUAGUUUGGCUCGCUUCAUCAGCACCAACCAGUAUGAGAUGGUCUGACAGGUAAGAACAC